AGUCGUGUCUUAGAAGAGGACAUGUAUGGUGCCUGGUAGCUGUAAUUUUGGUUGUAUUUUUUUUUCUCUUUUCUUUAGAAUCAAAAAAAGAAAAAUUUCUCGUCUUCGCAUCUCCCCUAGAAACUAAAACUUGUUUUCAAACUUUAAGUGAAAUUCCCAAGGUCGCGCCACUCUUUUCUAACCCUCCAUUACCAACUGUUAUUCAAGCUCUGGCAAGUCUAGGGCUUUCGAAACCUCAAAUUCUCAAUUUUCUGAUAAAGCUAGAAAUUCUGGAUUUCCCCCUUUCUCUAAAAAUACCAAUCAAUGGCGGGUAUGCUGAAGCAGCUGCGAAAUUCAUUCACAGUAACGCCGCAUAAGGUGUCAGUGUGUGUUCUUGUUCAAAUCUAUGCAACUCCUGGUCCAUUCUUUCUUCCUGACCCUUUUUCUACUGUAUCUCAUCACAACUCUUUCGGCUUGUUUUUGGUUGCUUUGAUUAAGUCUUAUGAUAAUAUUUUGGAGCCAAAGCUAGAUGAACUUAUCUCUCGGCUGAAGAAAAUUGGAGGCUUGCUUGAUCAAAGAUUAACUCACAGAUUAUCAUCAUUAUCAUCACCCGAUGAGUUGUUUAAUUUUUUCAGUGAAUUGCAAGGAAUCUUGGGGGGCCAAGACUCAAGUGUUCUAGAAGAUGAUCAAAUUAGUCUGGACCCUAGCAGCAAUCUUGGAAUGUUUCUGCGUCGAUGUAUACUUACCUUCAAUAUACUAUCUUUUGAGGGAGUUUGCCAUCUGCUGUCAGAUAUAGAAUCAUAUUGUAAAGUACUUACUGGUUCUCCAUCUUUUGAUUUGACUCGAUUGGAUGGUUGUAAUGAUGAAUCAGAGCGAUUAAUGGAAUACGAGAACAUGGACCUUGAUAAUUUUGCUUGUCAAGAAAUUAAUGGUGAAGCUGGAACAAGUAAAAGAGCUGGUAAAGGAAUGUCAUUCCAUCUACAUGUGCCUAAAGUCCUUGAUGAGCUGGUUGAAGGUGUUGAGGUUUCCUCGGCCCUAAAACAUGGUGCUAAAGCCAGAGAAUCAAGUCCCUUUAUGCUCCCAGAUAUUGAUGUAUUGGAUACACUUGACGAGAAUGCUGGUAUAUUUUUGCGUUCAAAUUGGCAAGUUCAUGGAUACUUGCUUCAGCAAGCUGAUGAGAUUGAAAAGCAUGGAAGUUCUUUUCCCUUGAAUACUCUUGAAUCUAUUCUGAAACAACUCCAGAAAUUGGCGCCUGAGUUACAUCGUGUUCAUUUUUUGCGCUACUUGAAUAUGUUGCAUCAUGAUGAUUAUUCUGGUGCUUUGGAGAAUCUCCAUCGUUAUUUUGAUCAUAGUGCAGGGAUGGAGGGUUUUGAUCUUUGUUCGUCUUCGACUGAUAGCAACUGCUUCGGGAAAUAUGAAAUUGCUUUGUUAUGUUGCGGAAUGAUGCACGUCCACUUUGGCCAUCCUAAAUUAGCUCUAGAAGCUUUAACAGAAGCAGUCCGCGCUUCUCAACAGCACAGCAAUGAUGCAUGUCUUGCUUAUACUUUAACAGUUAUAUGCAACCUGCUGUCUCAAUUUGGUAUAACAAGCGCCUCAAGAAUACUUGGAUCAUCAUACUCACCUAUGACCAGCAUUGGUUCUUCUUUAACCAUCCAUCAACAGUUAUAUGUGCUACUAAGAAGAGCUCUUGCUAGAUCAGAAGAUCUAAAGCUGACACCAUUAGUGUCUGCAAACCAUCUAGCAAUGGCUAAAUUUGACCUGGUGCAUGUCCAAAGACCUAUGCUAUCUUUUGGUCCCAAAGCAUCUGUUAGCCUUAGAACACGCCCCGCUGAUGUUUGCCAGGAACUGAGGUUAAGCUCUCAUGUUGUCAGUGAAUUUAAUGAUGAAGAUCCUGCAGUGUCUCGUGACGGUGAUUUUGCUACUGCAUGGCUUAAGAAUCCGCUUAAGCCAAUGGGUCCUCUAGUGAUAAACUCAGAAAAUGGAUCAGGAAAUGAUUGUGAUGCAUUUGAAUUUUGUGCGCAACAGAGCUCAGUACCUAAGUCUGUGCUGCAACAACUUGGUUCUUCGUUUUUACUUCGCACUACAGCAUGGGAGAUGUAUGGCAGCAACUCGCUUGCCAGGAUAAAUGCUCUUGUUUACGCCACUUGCUUUGCUGAUGCUUCAAGCUUGGAUAAUCUUGCCUUAGCUUGUGUGAAGCUUGUCCAGCAUCUUGCUGCUUAUAAAGGCUACAAAGAAGCAUAUGUUGCAUUCAGAAUAGUUGAGGAGAAGUUCCAUGUUAUCUCAAAAUCACGAGUCUCGAUAUUGAAGCUUCAGCUUCUUCACGAACUUGCCUUGCAUAGAGGAUGUUUGAAGCUUGCUCAGCAACUCUGUGAUGAACUUGGUGCUUUGGCUUCACCUGUGACUGGAGUUGAUGUAGAUCUAAAGACUGAAGCAAGUCUUCGUCGAGCUCGAACAUUUCUAGCUGCAAACCAGUUUAGCCAGGCUGCAGAGGUUGCACAUUCUCUCUUUUGCACAUGCUACAAGUUCAAUUUGCAAGUUGAAAACGCAACAGUUCUACUAUUGCUUGCCGAAAUCCACAAGAAAUCAGGAAAUGCCACCCUUGGUCUCCCAUAUGCAUUGGCAAGUAUAUUGUUUUGCCAGUCUUUCAACUUGGACCUUCUUAAAGCUUCUGCUACCCUCACACUUGCUGAGCUAUGGCUCUCGUUUGGACCAAGUGAAGCACAGAGAGCAUUGUCGCUCCUUCAUGGAACUUUCCCCAUGGUUCUUGGACAUGGAGGUUUGGAGCUCCGUGCACGCGCACACAUUAUAGAAGCUAAAUGUCAUCUCUCGGAUGCAAGUUAUUCAGUGUGUGAAGCACCAGAUGCAGUACUCAACCCUUUAAAGGAUGCCUGUGAAGAGCUUGAACUUUUGAAGUAUCACGAGUUGGCUGCGGAGGCUUACUAUCUGAUAGCUACGGUAUAUGACAAAUUGGGCAACUUACAAGAGAGGGAGAUAGCUGCGACAUCCUUCAAGGACCAUAUUGCUGCUUUAAAGAAUCCUCAAGAUUUGGAGGAUGAUAUUUGGAACACUUUGUAGACAAAGCACAAACACGAUAAAUGCAUGAGUGGUUACUUGUAUCUCCUCCGGCCUCCAUUUGUAUAUUACAGAAGCAACAUCCCAUCCCAUCCCAUCCCAUCCCAUCCCAUCCCCACUUGUUACUUACAGUUAGUUGCCUUUAUGUUGAAAUGGGGAAGCAAAGAGGUUUCGAAUUAUUACCCUACUGGGUUUCGUUUAGACCUUGAUAUUGAAGGUAGCUUUAGACAGAAAGCAUGCUGCUUAGUUUAGAAGUUGAUUUAUAGCUUGAAUGAAACAGCUAGGUCUUGUACAUGAUUUGAUCGUUUAAAGUAGCUCCACAAUGUCAAUGGCCGAGUGUCCAGGGUCAUGGUGGACAUGAUUAGUUUUUGCAGAAGAUUCAUGUAACUGCAGUGCUAUCUAAACCAUCAAAACACCUCAAAUUCCAGUUCCGGACUGUUUUCUCUAUUCUACUGAAAAACCCAAUAAAACUGUCUUAGGAAUGGUAAGUCUUUGUAAAAUUAGAAGCUUAAAGCUAUAUGAUAUGUAUGUACCUAAUGUUGUUUUGAUUA
Messenger RNA from Spinacia oleracea (spinach), 3602 nucleotides. RefSeq names its product anaphase-promoting complex subunit 5. NCBI's taxonomy places the organism in Eukaryota, Viridiplantae, Streptophyta, Magnoliopsida, Caryophyllales, Amaranthaceae. The coding region runs from base 304 to 3054 and encodes 916 amino acids. Gene Ontology annotation, biological process: positive regulation of mitotic metaphase/anaphase transition; protein K11-linked ubiquitination; anaphase-promoting complex-dependent catabolic process. Gene Ontology annotation, cellular component: anaphase-promoting complex. The record is from RefSeq and is a predicted model, not a curated record. The transcript is spliced from 20 exons.